UAAAUGUGAGUGUCCAGCCCUAGAUUGCAGUGCGAUUAAAAAACAGAGCACAACUUGUUUCUGCUCGGCGAAUCAUUAUUUUUGUUAUUUAUUUAUCAAACACUAUUACAAGCUGCAGAUUAAUAAUGGCCGGAAUGCUGAGAGGAAUCCUCUGCAGGCCCCAGCUGCGUGAGCUCUCAAUGCGUUGCCUUAGCUCAGCAGCCGGAGGAUCAGGCACCACGGAAAGAGCCAGCCCUAGAUCGAAGCCUCUGCGUCCACGACCAAAUGCACUGACCGACGAAAUAAUACGAGUCGAUCAUGCAGGUGAAUUGGGUGCAGAUCGCAUCUACGCUGGGCAAAUGGCCAUUUUAGGUAACGGACCUCUUGGCAAGACUAUUGGACACAUGUGGGAGCAAGAAAAAGAGCACCGGAAGCAGUUCGAGCAGCUUAUUCAGCAACAUCGUGUGCGUCCGACAAUCAUGACGCCGCUUUGGAAUGUGGCUGGGUUUGUGCUGGGAGCCGGAACCGCCUUGAUGGGAGAAAAGGCGGCCAUGGCUUGCACAGUGGCCGUGGAAACGGUGAUCGUGGAGCACUACAACGAUCAGCUCCGCCAGAUCAUGGAAGCACCGAACCCAGACAAGGAGCUGCUGGCGACAAUUACCAAGUUUCGUGACGAGGAGCAGGAGCACCACGACACGGGCAUCGAUCACGGAGCCGAGCAGGCGCCUUUUUACCAGGCCAUGACGGAGGUGAUCAAGUUUGGCUGCAAGACGGCCAUUGCGAUCUCGAAGAAGAUCUAAGCUGGAGCAGUUGGGCGCCUUGUAUAUAUCAAAAUUAACUGUUCCCGCACCGUGUUAAGCAUUAAAAAUAGAGAUAAAUGUCCAGUA
Molecule: messenger RNA, 866 nt
Organism: Drosophila eugracilis
Lineage: Eukaryota; Metazoa; Arthropoda; Insecta; Diptera; Drosophilidae
Gene: Coq7
Product: 5-demethoxyubiquinone hydroxylase, mitochondrial
Exons: 3
Coding region: 126-779 (217 amino acids)
Biological process (GO): ubiquinone biosynthetic process; regulation of reactive oxygen species metabolic process; determination of adult lifespan
Cellular component (GO): nucleus; mitochondrial inner membrane
Molecular function (GO): 3-demethoxyubiquinol 3-hydroxylase activity
Source: RefSeq, a predicted model, not a curated record